GGACAAGGAACAAGAAAAUUUCCCUUCCCCGGCGCAGGUGAGUUUGGACUUGGAUCGGGAGAGGCGAGAGUAGUCGGAUUAACUAAUCAGGGGCAUAGAAAGGAGAGAAAAUGGGAAGGGAAGUGUCGGAGAGUUGCGUGGACAGUCUACUGACGGAGAUGGUGGCAUCCUAUUGCAAUCGGUUCUACGCCAAUAAACCUGAGCUCGCCGCCCGCAGGAUCGAGGCCAUUGGGUAUCAAGUUGGUCACCAGCUCUCUGAAAGGUAUACCAUGGAGCGGCCUCGUUUCAGUGAUCAUCUGGAGGCUAUCAAAUUCAUCUGCAAGGACUUCUGGUCUGAGCUCUUUAAGAAGCAGAUUGACAACUUGAAAACUAAUCACAGGGGUACCUUUGUGUUGCAAGAUAAUAAAUUUCGCUGGCUUGCACACAUGUCAAUUGAUCCAUCCGUUGAUGGAAGUUCAAUUGAAGAUAAUUCUGUGAUUUCAGCUGAAAACAAGGCAGCACAAGCAAUGAGCAUGCAUCUUUAUUUCCCGUGUGGGAUCAUUAGAGGAGCUCUCUCAAAUUUAGGAAUCCCUUGUGCAGUUUCUGCAGAUAUAUCUAGCCUUCCAGCAUGUAUGGAUAUCCUUCAUUAUUUUAUUUUUCAGUCUCUCACUCCAUGCGUGCAUCUGUGUGUGUCUCUGAGAGAGAGAGAGAGAGAGAGAGAGAGAAUUAGUCAAGAACGACUCUCAUUUUGAUGAAGUGUCUUCUCUAGAUGUUCAAUUUAUAUCCUUUGAUCAUUAUGAGGGGUUUUUAUUUUUAUAGGUUUUUAUAUGGCAUGUGAUGAAAUGGAUCAAGCCUUGCGUCUUUGUGUUUGUUUGUUUUAUUAGAUUCCUUCCAAGCUUUCCUAUAUGCUUUUGCCACUGGAUGAAUCAUUCUUUAACUGUGACUGAUUACCCUUAGAAUGGUGAAGGUUCAGCUAGAUGAUAUUCAGAUUGCAUGUUUUGCUUCCAACAUUUAGGUGCCUUAAUCUGUGUAGUUAAAGGCGAUUGGUUGAGGCACCAAAGGGUCAUGAGUAGCAUUUGCUUUAGCCAAGUGCUUGCCUAGCAGUGCCUUUGGAACUUUUGGCGUCAAUUUAGCCGGGCACCUGAGAUGCCUAGUGGGAUGGCUUGAACAGAAGGGCAAUUUAGAAGCCGAGCCCAAGUGUUAUAAGACAGUCAAAGGAUAAACUAGGAAAUUAAAAAUCCUAGUGACUUGCUUCAUCAGGGGUGCCUUCGUUUUAGUUGUCUGUCUUUAGCCCGACUACCCUGUUUUAAAUCAAUCCUUUAGACCUUGAACUUGAGUCGCUACCUUAAGGAUUCAGCUAGUUUUUGAAAUUUGGCAUCGUUCAUGAAUUUCAAUUGAUAAGAUCAAUUAAUAGCAUGAUUUGCUUUAAUCAUCUCGUGUCAUUGAGCAGGUUCAUUUGUGGUCCGCAUAAAAGUUUGAACAGCUUAUAGCUAUGUUGCUAUCCAUUUGCACAGCCUGGAAGUAUUUACAUCUUCUGAAACAAUGCUUUGGUAUCCUUGAGUUUUCUGGAUUGUAGAAUAUUGAUGACUCGUUGAACGGGAAGGGCUUCCAAGGAACCACCGGGGACUCGUUCUUUCCAAUGCAGGUUUUGUUCAAGCUCACGGUGAUAUAUUGAUUCCUCAUGAAUUAUGUGUCAUAAUAUGAAAGAAUGUUGAGUCUCAUUAUGAUGCCAAGUACUCGGAUUCUAUGGAACUGAGUGCUGUUCUCAAUGUGUAUCCUUCGGAUCUUCUUUGACCGCCAAUUUGUUUGAACCUUUCUUCCUUUGAAGUUUUCGAAAGUGAGUUUGUAUUUUGUCUUUAGAAGGUAGAUUCACCGUGAGGAGAUUCGUUGAAUGCGCGUGUCAAGUUGCUACUAGGGCAUGGGAAGUAAAGGGGAAAAUGGCGAGUGACAAGUGACAACAGGUUUAUGUUUCGCAAAAUGCUACAUUAUGCG
Neltuma alba is the source of this 1971-nucleotide messenger RNA. Its product is annotated as trafficking protein particle complex subunit 6B-like. Gene Ontology annotation, cellular component: trans-Golgi network; cis-Golgi network; TRAPP complex. Gene Ontology annotation, biological process: regulation of GTPase activity; endoplasmic reticulum to Golgi vesicle-mediated transport. The coding region runs from base 111 to 731 and encodes 206 amino acids. Lineage: Eukaryota; Viridiplantae; Streptophyta; Magnoliopsida; Fabales; Fabaceae. The record is from RefSeq and is a predicted model, not a curated record. The transcript is spliced from 3 exons.